AUGACAGAUACCGAGAUUUGUGCCGGUUGUCUCAGAGUUAAUGAAAGAGAGAUUGCUGUCUCGUGGUGUAAUGAUUGUGGGGAACCAGUUUGUCGACCUUGUGAUAAAGCCCAUAGGAGAUUUGCUGUACCUCAUGACGUCAUUGAUAUAAAAGAUAUAUCCAACGUUAGCAAAACCAUAACCAAGAUUUGCAGAGAACAUACUGGACAGACAUUAAUCUUUUUUUGCAUCAUUCACGAUAAAAUUGUUUGUCAUGUCUGUAUAUCCGAAUCACAUAAAGAGUGUGAUAUCAACCAUAUAGAGAAAGCUGCCAAGGGAAUUAAGGACAGCUCAGCAAUACAUGAUCUGAAACAACGAAUACACAACCAGAAAGAUACCAUAGAAAAGUUGAAGGAGGAAUACCAUGAGCUGUCUAGCAAGAUAGGCCAAGACAAGGAGCAGCAACAAGAAAGACUAAAACAAUUACAUUCAGCCAUUGGAGACCAUUUGAAUCGAUUGGAGAAAAAUAUAGAUACCCAUUAUAACCAAGGCGUUGAAAAAAUAUCAAGCAACACAGAACAAUUAAAGUCUCUAGCACAAACAACACAAGCCAACCUGCAAGACAUUGAAAAGGCAGAAAUAGAAGAGAGCCAAGUCAACUUAUUCCAUAUCGUAAAACAUCUCGAUACCAGUCAACUGUCAGAUGAGGAAAAUCUUCAGCUUUUAGAGAAUGAUAUUAGCAAUAUACCGUUACAGUUUAUUCCUGAGACUUUCAUUGGCAAAGUAGAUGCAAUGUUUAAUGAGUUUGAUCAUGAUGCUCAAACGACGUCGUUAAAAAUCCAAAAUAGUAGGAGUAAGACCAGGCAGUCACAAUUACGCGUGGAUUUAGAUGAACAACAAAGUCUUAAAAAAACGGGAAUUUAUCAUGCAGGAAAGUCUUCGAAAUUUUAUGCAUGCUGCUUCAGCGAAGACAACAAGGUUGGAAUAAUCGAAGAACAAUCACUUCGUGAGGAGCAUCCUAGUCCUUUUACUACUGUAACUAUAUACUUGCGAAUCAUUAACCUGAAGGAUUGCAAGUCACACGCUUUCCAACUUGACCAUACAUACAAUAAUAUAUGUAAAGAUACUAUUUGCUGGUUCGAUCGAAACAACAUAUUAAUUGUUCAAGAUGAUAGUGUUCACGUUAUUGACCUGAAAUUAGAGAAUAUUUAUCGUACACUUAAAGUAAUCAAGUAUACUGGUUGUUCAUCACCAUGGCCAGUAUCCUGCAACUGGAUAACUUGUAUCGAAAGUCAGAUUCUGGUAUUUUGUAAUUAUACUUGGGUUUCUUGGAUGGAUUACAAUGGAAAAAGUGUGAAAAGGGUUGAAUUUGAAGAGAAUGUUUAUGAUCUAGAUGUAUUUGAUAAUAAGAUAUACUGUACGUUAAGUAACUUACACGAAAUCAAAUGCACAACGUUUGCUAAUUCUACUCAAACAUGCUACACCAGCUUAGAUCUGAGAAAAAGCUGUAGAAUUGCAGCAGGAGAUAAUUUGAUAUUCCUCAUGGAGAAGGAAAGAAACACCAUCUUUAGAAUAGAUCUCACGACCAAACAACGUUCUACGUUCCAUAAGGAUGAGAUCACCAACCCAACACAUAUCAAUUUCAAUGAUAAGACUAAAGAACUAGCAGUGACAUUUGACGAAGGGAACAGUUUGAAAAUCUUUAGUGUAUAG
Messenger RNA from Mytilus trossulus (common blue mussel), 1692 nucleotides. RefSeq lists its product as uncharacterized. Gene Ontology annotation, molecular function: zinc ion binding. The record is from RefSeq and is a predicted model, not a curated record. NCBI's taxonomy places the organism in Eukaryota, Metazoa, Mollusca, Bivalvia, Mytilida, Mytilidae. The transcript has a single exon. The coding region runs from base 1 to 1692 and encodes 563 amino acids.